Molecule: messenger RNA, 4055 nt
Organism: Hermetia illucens (black soldier fly)
Lineage: Eukaryota; Metazoa; Arthropoda; Insecta; Diptera; Stratiomyidae
Gene: Hsc70Cb
Product: heat shock 70 kDa protein 4L
Exons: 7
Coding region: 472-3018 (848 amino acids)
Biological process (GO): protein folding
Cellular component (GO): cytosol; nucleus
Molecular function (GO): ATP-dependent protein folding chaperone; ATP binding
Source: RefSeq, a predicted model, not a curated record
AGACAUUUUACUAUUACGAAUCAUCGACAGUUGUCCAGUGGGAAAUUCUCUAAGCUCGGACCGUGUCGUUUUCCGCCGAACUCGGCUCGAAUAUUGUGUAUCGUGCUAUCGAAUCGAGCGCCGCUUUCGGGUCUAGAAAAGGGAGAAGAUAUUAAAUCAAUUGUUAAGUCAGUCGCUCUCAAAUUUUCGCAAGAUUUCAUCGAGAACUUAUCGUUGCAACGGAGUAAUUAACCAACAGAACGUGGAGGAAACAUUUCGCAUUGCGCGUGUGAAGUGAUUGUUGUGAGUUUCCCGUACCAUCGAAGUUCCGAAUUCACUUGGAAUUGGCCAAGAGGAACGAGAAAGGAAAACGCAUUGUCAUUACACAUUUUUCGGUUUUUCCCGAUACGGAACUGGGAGAAGUUAGUGGAGUGUUUGGUUUAGUGAGGGAGACGUUUGAAACUCCGGGAACCAUCGAAAAGUGACCAGAAAAUGUCUGUGAUUGGAAUCGAUUUUGGAAACGAGUCAUGUUAUGUGGCGGCCGCCAAAGCGGGCGGCAUCGAAACCCUAGCAAACGACUACAGUUUGCGGGCGACCCCAUCAUGCGUAGCAUUCGCCGGAAAGAAACGUGUACUUGGUGUUGCAGCCAAAAAUCAACAGGUCACAAACAUGAAGAACACAAUAAGCGGUUUUAAACGCCUGUUGGGACGGAAAUGUAAUGAUCCACAUGUUCAACAUGAACUUAGUACCAUUCCAUAUAGGGUAGAGCCACGAUCGAAUGGUGAUAUCGGCAUUAAAGUGAAUUAUUUGGAUCAAGAUCAAACAUUCUCGGUGGAACAAAUAACAGCAAUGUUACUUACAAAAUUGAAAGAGACAUCAAUCAGUGCCUUACAAGUGCAGGUUAAAGAUUGUGUCAUCGCUGUUCCCAUUUACUUUACUAAUGCCGAAAGACAAGCUCUACUCGAUGCAGCUAUGAUUGCCGGUUUGAAUGUUUUGCGAUUGUUGAACGAAACAACAUGUAUAGCCCUACAGUAUGGUUUUUACAAGCAAGAUUUACCAGAAGAUAAGCCACGUAAUGUAAUAUUUAUUGAUUGCGGACAUGCAUCACUGCAGGUCAGUGCUUGUGCCUUCACAAAAGGCAAAUUGAAAAUGAUCGCUAGCGCUUGGGAUCAAAUUGGUGGACGCGACUUUGACUUUGUAUUAGCCGAUCAUUUCGCCCGAGAAUUUCAGGAUAAAUACAAAAUAAAUGCAAAAUCAAAUCCUCGCGCCUACCUACGACUCCUCACUGAAGUCGAGAAACUGAAAAAACAAAUGUCUGCUAAUAGUACAAAACUGCCAUUAAACAUUGAAUGUUUCAUGAAUGAAAUUGAUGUACGCUCGAGUAUGCAACGUGCUGAUAUGGAGCAAUUAUGUGCACAUCUGCUGAAUCGUGUUGAUCAGACGCUAAGACGAUGCCUGAAUGAGUCGAAUCUGUCAUUGGAUGAUAUUCACUCGGUGGAAAUUGUUGGCGGCAGUUCUCGUAUUCCAGCCAUCAAACACUUAAUUGAACAGGUAUUUGGUAAAUCGGCCAGCACAACUUUGAAUCAAGACGAAGCGGUAUCUCGUGGAGCUGCCAUUCAAUGCGCAAUUAUGUCACCUGCAGUACGUGUCCGCGAAUUUAACAUCACCGACAUUCAGAACUAUCCAGUCAAAGUUGUUUGGGAGAAGGAUAACGGUCAACCAUGUGAAGUUGAAGUGUUUCCAACUUUCCAUCCUGCGCCAUUCAGUCGUAUUAUGACCAUUGCAAAACGUGAUCCAUUCGUCAUGAAUGUCAUGUAUGCACACCAAGUUCCCUACCCCGAUCAAACAAUUGGUAAAUGGCACAUCAAAGACGUUCGACCCAGCGAGAAGGGUGAACCACAAGAUGUGAAAAUAAAGAUUCGUAUCAAUCAAAAUGGCAUCGUGUUGAUUACGAGUGCUUCGCUCGUUGAGCGAAAAGAUCAAGUUGAAAAUGAAGCGGAGGAGAAUCAAGAAGCUGAACAGCAACAACAGCAGUCUCCUGAUCAGCAACAGAAUCAGGAACCAAUGGAAGGCGUACAAGAGGCUUCUUUUGAUAAUGAUUUUGAUUAUGGUAGUCAAGGUGAUGGUCAUUAUCAAGCACAAUCACCUACUGCAUCAUCACCUAAAGGACAAGGGUGGGCUCAACGGGUCAAGGGAUGGUUUACUUCGGAUGCAACCAAACAAGAAAAGAAAAAGAAAGUUAAAUCAAUUGAUUUGCCAUUCGAUGCUCAGACACAUGGACAUUCAGCUGAUGAAUUAACACAUUACCUCCAAGAAGAAGUCCGAAUGGUUGACAAUGAUUUCAAAGAAAAAGAACGUGUUGAUGCUAGGAAUGCUCUUGAAGAGUACGUGUACGAUAUGAGGGAAAAAUUACAGGAGGAAGGUCCGCUUGUUCCGUAUGUAGCAAAUACUGAUCGUGAAAACAUUUGCGCUCAGCUAAAUGAUCUCGAAAAUUGGCUAUACGAAGAAGGUGACGAUUGCGACCGUGAUGUUUACGAAACGAAAUUGGCGACAUUGCAUUCACAAACUGAUCCAAUUAAAUCGCGACAACAAGAAUACGAAGGACAACCACCAGCUUUCGAUGAGCUUGGACACAUGAUUCAAAUGGCACGCAAAUAUGUUGAUGAAUAUCGAUCUGGCUCACCAAAAUAUGAUCAUCUUACCGAAACGGAGAUUCUGAACGUAAGCGAGUUAGCCGAUAAAGCACAUAAAUGGCUUGAGGAUUGCCGAGCAAAACUCAUUCGAACCCCAAAAACAUCCGAUCCACCAGUGAAAAUUGCCGAUAUCCGCCGCGAAUGGUCGACAUUAUCGUCAUGCGUUAAUUCAGUCAUGAAUCGACCAAAACCUAAACCACCAACCCCACCAGCAAAUCAAAAACAAAAUGCCGGCGAUGCAGCAGGCCAAAAUGGUGAUGUGAAUAGUGGAAAUAAAACAGCAGAGAGCGAAAAGGAUAAAAUGAACAAUUGCACCGCUGAAGAUUCAACGAUGGAGGUAGAAUAAAAUCGCUUAGCAGGGAGGGGAGUACUUUAAUUUAUCUAAUCUACAUACAUACAUGUAAUAAAAAUAAUGUUCAUUUUCAUCCUCGUGACGAAGGUGAAUCGUAUUUUAUAUGUAUUUAAUUUUGAGCUGAAUAAAAGAAACUGAAAAAAGGGUAGCAGAAAGUCAAGUGAUUCGCCUAGUAAUAUACAAGAAAAGUAAAUAUAUUAAUUCUAGAUGAGAAAAAACACGAUUACUAAACACUUACCUAUAGAAAAGAUCGAAAUUUGCGGGCCGCGUUGAAUAUUGCGAUAUAUAUUUAUAUGUUUAUUUAAUGCUAGCAAAAAUGCGAGAGUGAUAAUGGGAAUGAGAGAUAUUGAUUAUCUGCUAUUAAGUUUAUCGUCCCUUGUUUUUGUUAUUGCUCUUAUUUGAUUGUAUUUCUGGAAUAAUUCCGUUCUAUCCCGAUAGAAAUUGGGUUAUUACAUUUUUCUAUCCUAAUAUAUUUUGUUGACAAAAAAAUUAGUUAAAUUCAUUUGAUAUAAUCUCGAAAUAAAUAACCACAGCUGCUGCAGAACCCCUUACUAAUGAACGGUUGAUGUAGAUAAAAUAUUUUAAACGAAAUGUUAAAUGGAAUAUCUUAAUAUCAGAAAAUUAAUGUUAAAUGUGUAUUAUGGUUAUUCAGCGCCGUAAAUAAAAUAAAAACGAAAAAGUAUAUAUUUAUUUCAUUAAGUUCCUUCGUAACGGUACGUUUAACAUAAACUGCAAAACACCUUGAGCUUUACUGCUGCCUCUCGUCUGAAAAACAUGAGCCAUCAAAAAACAAGAGUACGAAGGUUAUAAUCGCUCCACUACUGAUGACACAUGCCUUUAUAGAUAAAAUACAAAAAUUAAUUUUUAUUGUAAUUUAAUGUUUCUAUAAUUAUCUUCUUUCUGUUCCCCAUGAAUUUCAGUAGAAGUAAAAAGAAAUAUGAGAACAAUCUACUUUUCUGCAAUCCACUCCUUGUGAACUUAUUUUAUUUCAAUAAAAUCUCAGUCAUAGCAAUUCAAUCGCGAUAUCUGUC